AUGGUUUCCUCCCCACGUCCCCAGGUAACGUUGUGGAUAGCCAGUCCCCCAGACUGUUUGCAAACCAGCUAAGAUGGGACCUGACUGCCGAACAGAUAGAAAACAUGGCUGCAGAGCUGACGGAGAGGACCAAGCUUGUGUACGACCGAGUGGGCUCCCAGGAGCAGGGCGAGGUGUCCUAUGAGAACACUCUCAAGGCACUGGCAGAUGUGGAAGUGGAAUAUACGGUCCGUCGGAACAUGCUGGACUUUCCCCAGCAUGUCUCUCCUUGCAAAGACAUCCGUGCAGCGAGCACCGAGGCUGACAAGAAGCUUUCGGAGUUCGACGUGGAGAUGAGCAUGAGGCAGGACGUGUACCAGAGGAUUGUCUGGCUCCAGGAGAAAGCAGAGAGCGCUUCACUGAAGCCUGAAGCAAAGAGAUAUCUAGAGAGGCUGAUCAAACUGGGUAAAAGAAACGGUCUCCAUCUCCCCGAGGAGACGCAGGAGAAAAUCAAAGCUAUUAAGAAAAAGCUGAGUGUCCUUUGCAUAGACUUCAACAAGAACCUCAAUGAAGACACCACCUACUUGCCCUUCUCAAAGGAGGAACUAGGGGGGCUCCCUGAGGACUUCCUGAACUCCCUGGAGAAGACAGAGGAUGGCAAGCUGAAAGUUACCUUGAAAUACCCGCACUAUUUCCCUCUCCUGAAGAAGUGCUACGUGCCCGAGACGAGGAGGAAGGUGGAGGAAAUGUUCAACUCCAGGUGCAAAGAGGAGAAUUGCUUGAUCCUCAAGGAGCUGGUGGACUUGCGAGCUCAGAAAGCCAGUCUGCUGGGCUUCAACACACAUGCGGACUUUGUGCUGGAGAUGAACAUGGCUAAAAGCAGCAAGACGGUGGCUACGUUCCUGGAUGAGCUGGCCCAGAAGCUGAAACCCCUCGGGGAGAAGGAACGGGCUGUCAUCCUGGACCUGAAAAAGAAAGAGUGCGAGAAGCGUGGCCUGGAGUUUGACAACCGCAUCAAUGCCUGGGAUAUGCGCUAUUACAUGAACCAGGUGGAGGAGACCAAGUACAGCGUGGACCAGAACCUGCUGAAGGAGUACUUCCCCAUGCAGGUGGUCACCACAGGCCUGCUGGCCAUUUACCAGGAGCUGCUGGGGCUCACCUUCCAUCUGGAAGAGAAGGCUCAGGUCUGGCAUGAGGACGUCCAGCUCUACACAGUGAAGGACACCUCCUCCGGGGAGACCAUCGGCAAAUUCUACCUGGACCUGUACCCACGGGAAGGGAAGUACGGGCACGCAGCCUGCUUCGGCCUGCAGCCGGGCUGCCUCUUGCCGGACUCCAGCCGGCAGAUCUCGGUGGCUGCCAUGGUGGCCAAUUUCACCAAGCCCACGCCGGAUGCACCUUCCCUGCUGCAGCACGAUGAAGUGGAGACAUACUUCCAUGAAUUUGGGCAUGUCAUGCACCAGCUGUGCUCUCAGGCGGAGUUUGCCAUGUUCAGCGGGACACAUGUGGAGCGGGACUUUGUUGAGGCACCGUCGCAGAUGCUGGAGAACUGGGUGUGGGAGAAGGAGCCGCUGCUGCGCAUGUCCAGGCACUACAAAACUGGAAGCCCCAUCCCCGAUGAGCUGCUGGAGAAGCUCAUUAAAUCCCGGCAGGCAAACACGGGGCUUUUCAACUUGCGUCAGAUCGUCCUGGCCAAGGUGGACCAGGCACUGCACACCCAGACGAAGGCCGACCCCGUGGAGGUGUUUGCCCAGCUGUGUGAAGAGGUGCUGGGUGUCCCUGCCACCCCAGGUACAAACAUGCCCGCUACUUUUGGCCACUUGGCCGGAGGCUACGAUGCCCAGUACUACGGCUACCUCUGGAGCGAAGUGUACUCCAUGGAUAUGUUCCACACGCGCUUCAAGCAGGAGGGGAUCAUGAACUGUAAGGUGGGCAUGGAUUACAGGAAUUGCAUCCUGCAUCCUGGCGGUUCCCUGGAUGCUUCCGACAUGUUGAGGAAGUUCCUGGGCCGUGAGCCCAAGCAGGACGCCUUCCUGGCCAGCAAAGGACUGAAGGUGGAGAGCAACUCGCUGCCUUCAGCCUGCUGAGAAGCUGCUCCAGCCCGUUUUGAGUCACGCCAGCUCCUUUGUCUACGCACCAGUCCUCUCAGGCCGAGCAAUACCCGGUACUUCUGUCACCAAACGCAUCCUGGGCCAGCCCCUGCCUGAAGCUGUUCCUCCAGGAUCCAGCUCCGAGCUCAUCCUGGGCUUCAGGAGCGGGGUUCAGCCCUGGUCCAGGGCUCUGUGGUGACAGCUCUGCAAGGGGAGUUGAAUUGCC
Molecule: messenger RNA, 2295 nt
Organism: Cariama cristata (Red-legged seriema)
Lineage: Eukaryota; Metazoa; Chordata; Aves; Cariamiformes; Cariamidae
Gene: THOP1
Product: thimet oligopeptidase 1
Exons: 12
Biological process (GO): proteolysis; peptide metabolic process
Cellular component (GO): mitochondrial intermembrane space
Molecular function (GO): metalloendopeptidase activity
Source: RefSeq, a predicted model, not a curated record